AGCGGGCAAAACGAGUUGGGAAGGCGAGCGAGAAAGAAGCAGAGCUGGGCCAGAGGAGCCAAAGGAGACCAGCCAUUCCUCCUCCUUCUUCUCGAAGCCGGCGGCAGACCAGGACCCACAGGAGGGACCAAAGCGAAAUGAUGCCGGGAAAAACUCUGCGCAAAGGCGCGCUCCCUACCUCCGCCUCCUCCACGCGGACAGAAUCCGAGGUGGUGGCAGAAUGUGCAUUGCAACUGAGAAUGAUCGGAGACAAGUGGAACCUCCGGCAGAUGAUCCUAAAUAUGAUUUCCAAGAUUUUCUGUCCGGGAAGAGGAGAGUGAAUGAAAGGAAAGGAAAAUGAGGAAGAAGGAGAGAGAGAAAUGAAUCUUUGUGAAGAUCUGAUUUUUACAUAUUCUGCAAGAUGUUAGAAGUGGAAUGCUUCCUGGGCCUUUCCACUGCCUGUUUCCUGUUGCCAAGGAAGGCUCCUGAUACAUAAUUUCUUCAGAUAAUCCUUCAGAAAGUUUGCUAAUGAAUGGAGAUAACUGGAAUUUGCUGUUUACCAAUGGUGGUGAACUGUGAAGAGCAAUGGAAAAUGAAGGAAUCUGGGAGUGGUGAUCAUCCUUGGUUCAGCGUUCUCAUUGCUGGAGUUCUGGAAUCCACGCACUCAGCUGCUGUGCCACUUGGAAGCUUUAUGGAAUUUCAUGCAUAGCAAACAGCGAAAAAACAGUUUACUAUAGACUACUGUUAGAAUGAAAAUCAGUUCCUCCACCUUGCCUAAUAUUUAACAUUUGGAACAAGGAAUGGUUUGGUUGUUAGAUGGUUUUAUUGAAUGACUGGAUGUUGCUACAAGUUAAAUGCAUUAAUCUGCAAUGGCAUUAAAUGUCAGGGGUGAGGCUACACCUAUAGUACCAACAUAUAUGCCAUAUGGGUAGGAAGUUACAUUGUACUGUAAUGGUUUAUUCUCAGAUGAUAAACCACCAUUAAAAUAUUCCAGGUGAAUGUUCAAAGCAUUCAGGAAAGUCUGCAUCAGAUCAGUCUACAAAGUGAUGUCAAAGGAUGCUCUCUUGCUCAAAGCAUUCUGAGCGUUACAAAAUGAAUUGUUCAGUAUUGGUAUCAGAUAUCAAAAUGAUUCAUAUACAUAUAUAACAGAUAGCAGUGUUACAAGUAGCUGAAUUGGCGUAGGUUUUAGAGAGAAGGGAGCAAGUCAAAAGUUACAGUCUCUCGAAGGAAAACUAUAUUCCUUUUUUUUACACUAGGAGAACAGCUGUGUUUUUCAAAGUAUUUCAGCAGGAUGGAAUGUUACUGUCCCUUUGCAAAGAGGAAGAUUUAAAACAGGGAACUUUGUCCCACUGGUUACAUCAUCACACUAGGGAAUAAAUCCACUUUAAUUCGGGUUGCUGCCUCCUUCAGAAUUCUGAGGUUUGUAGUUUAGGUAGGAGCCUUUAACAGCCUCACUCAACUACAAACUCCAGAAUUCUGCAGGGGGCAGCAACCCGAAUUAAAGUGGAUUCAUUCUCUAGUGUGAUGAAGUAACCAGUCUAGAAAACAGGUUGUGAUCAGAAGCACAGACAAGGGAUGGCUGGUGUCUUCUAUAUCGUUUGGGCAGUGACUCUGCUCUGGGUUUCAGUCUGAACUUUAAAGAGAUAUCCAAGGUGGUGAAACCUGGAGAGGAUUUACACUGGCAUUCAAGCCACUAGUUAGCAUUAGGUUCUCUUUUGCACAUGGGUUUUCCGUUAAUUGUUCUGGUUAUAAAAAACAUACCAGCAGACCGCAUUCAAAUGCAACUAUUAGAUACUUUGUUCUUAUUAUUCAGAACAAAGUGUCUAAUAAAGAUUUUCAAUUUAAAUAAACGUCAAUAUUUAUUCUAUGGAAGUCUUAAAUGUAUUUUCUGUCUGACAGAAGGUACAUUAAUCUUAAUUGAUUGGCUAAAGCACAAUUUUUUUUCCUGUCAACUGAAAUGCAAAAGUUAAUGCAACUAUAUUUUAAAGCCAGCCAAAUUUUGCAUUCACAAGGCUAAAUAACCAAACAUGUUGAAGUCACCAAGAAGUGAGCCCUUGUGUUCCUACAUCAUUUUGGUUACCUGAACCAUCAUUGCAAAGUAUUUGACAUGCUGGCAUUGGUUUUUUUUCAACGGCACAUUGCCAAAUUCUGGCCAACAUGUUUAGACAAAACAAUACCUGUGGAAUUAGAAAGUGUCAUUUGAAGCAAAUACUGUUAUGUUUAUUUAUAUUUCCAUUUGUUAAUGGUUAUUAUUAUUUUUUCACUGUAUAAUGCAUGGAUGUUGGGGUAGGACACAGUAUGUUGUUUUGCCAGGUGUACGUGUUUAUGUCAGGAAGAUUGUUUACAUCAGAAACUUGUUCAAAGUGUUUAAGGGCCAUUGCCAUAAAAGUUCCAGUUUGUGUGCAUGCUGUUCAGAAACAGAUUUCUUAUGUUGCUUUUUACAAGGAUUGCCAUACAUUGUGUAUUUGUCUUACAUGUGUUGUGUGUCAUUUUGCUUUUUUUUGUAGUGCCACCUCACUAAGUUAAUAAAGUUGAUGUGUUCACAAAA
Messenger RNA from Anolis sagrei ordinatus, 2527 nucleotides. It is a transcript of the gene PMAIP1, whose product is annotated as phorbol-12-myristate-13-acetate-induced protein 1. Gene Ontology annotation, biological process: release of cytochrome c from mitochondria; DNA damage response; apoptotic process. Lineage: Eukaryota; Metazoa; Chordata; Lepidosauria; Squamata; Anolidae. The record is from RefSeq and is a predicted model, not a curated record.